Messenger RNA from Saccostrea echinata, 1446 nucleotides. RefSeq names its product zinc finger protein aebp2-like. Lineage: Eukaryota; Metazoa; Mollusca; Bivalvia; Ostreida; Ostreidae. The record is from RefSeq and is a predicted model, not a curated record. The transcript has 6 exons. Gene Ontology annotation, biological process: regulation of transcription by RNA polymerase II. Gene Ontology annotation, cellular component: ESC/E(Z) complex. Bases 44 to 1162 code for a protein of 372 amino acids.
UCACUGAAAUAAAAAAAGAGGAAAUGUAAACAAAGCUCUACACAUGUCGAACCUGCCAGAGAUUACAUUGAACUUCAUGCUCGGGCUAGACCCGGCCAGGUGUGUAACAGAAGAAAAGAUUGCCUGUCAGUUGCCUUGUGUCCAAGAUUUGUUCUCCAGGAAAAAUGGAGUCAAAAGUUUUAGUGAUGAAGAGAUGCCGCAUGUCAUGGAAAGUGUCUGCAUGCCAGACACCACCCGACAAGACAGCGUGGCGACAUGUUCGAGUGAGGGAUCUCUCGACGCCUCACCGCUGGCACACGAUGGAGGAUGCUCAGUUACCCCUGACAACUCGCGCUCAUGUACACCUUCCUCCAUGAGCUGUCUGUUGAGUCCAAUCAGUAAAGAUAGUCGUUCGGCUGACAGCUCGCAGUGUGAAUGCAAGGACACGCCCCCACCGCCUUUAACGUGCAAAUGGAAAGAUUGUGAGUGUGAAGACUUCGAACCGCAUGGAAUCUUGGAACACAUAAAAUCAAAACAUGUGGAGUGUCAGAAAGGAAAGAAAGUCUCGUGUCUGUGGGAAGGAUGUAAGGUUUAUAGUGUGCAGUCAAAAUCACGAGCGUGGCUCGAGCACCACGUGGUGUGCCACUGUGGCGACAAGCCGUUCCGAUGCAUUGUGGACGGGUGCUCUCUAAGUUUUACUUCACAUAAAGGAUUGGAGAAGCAUGUAAACAAUCAUUUUAAGUUACAACAGGUGCAAGGUCCCAGGCAGGCUAAGUCACGCGAGGACACGCCCACCAAGAUGUGGAAGAGGAGGAAAUGUCGUCGAAGUCGGCCUCCUGGUGUGAAACAAGUGGAUUUUUUUGAUGAUGGUAUAAUGGAGAGGAUACAGGUUGACCUGACCUACACAACAGAACUGACAAAUAUUGAUCUCAAUGGCAGCUCAGACUCCGCCACAUUCCACAGCCAUGUCAUAGCAAAGAGAACUGAUCGCAAUGGGAAAGUCCAAGCCCUUCUUCACUGGCAGCCAGAGAACGUAGUACAAGAUUGCUGGGUUGCGGAGAAGGAGUUGGAGAAUUUUCAAACUUGCACCAUCCCUCUCAAGCGACUACCUCAUCCGACGGCGGCCAACCUCCACUCCUCCAUCUACCGCCACCACAGGUGCCGCAAACACCGCAGGAAGUGACAUCACCCAGCAACUAAGUUCCCCCAAGUGCAAAUAUUACAGACUCCUAAUGGAGAUUGCUGUGAUGUUUUCUUGUAGUUUCAUGACAGAUUUUUUUGUGUGUGUGGUUAUGCUGGACAGCCAGAGAAAGGUUUUGACUGCAAUAUAUGUGUAUGUUUUUUCCUUGAGGAUCUCAAAUUACUAUAUAAUUACUGGAGAAACAAAGUAAUUAUAAGAAUAUAUGUCAAUAUUUUUGAGAAGAUUUUUGUUGAAAGACUGAAGUGUAAUGGAAUUUGUGUGAUUUU